Molecule: messenger RNA, 5545 nt
Organism: Varroa destructor (honeybee mite)
Lineage: Eukaryota; Metazoa; Arthropoda; Arachnida; Mesostigmata; Varroidae
Product: calmodulin-lysine N-methyltransferase
Cellular component (GO): cytoplasm
Molecular function (GO): calmodulin-lysine N-methyltransferase activity
Source: RefSeq, a predicted model, not a curated record
CUAAUGCUAGCGCCUUUGAUGUCCUCUCUCGCGGUUCAUACACUCUCCCUUUCCACUGAGGAUGGCCCGGCCAUCAGGCCCGGCUGUCCGAGAAGGAGGGCCAGGAAAGCUGAAGGGGAGCCUGUACGAUGGUCUGCAGAAGGGACCUUAACGAAGCAGGGAAGGCAACAGCAACCAGCAUUAAACCGCCACCAUCAAACUCAACCUGAAAACAAUUGCAAGGCAAGCUGCUCUUUUACCUAUAGCGGGCGUGUAGCUGGACAGCAAACUUCAGUUACGUAUCGGUAACAGUGAUGGCGGGUUCGGCGGAAACAGACACGAAACUGCGCAGACAGAUUUGUUGGCUAAACUAGCCAAACACACCGGCUGGUCCGGGAUCAGGAUAAUCCCAGUUAAAGGUAGCAAGAGGUAACCAACCAAAGUGUGUCUGUCCAGACUAGCCAGGAAGGCCCCUCGUUUAGAACCGGCGAAAAGCCAGCAGCGACAGGAAGCAAAUAACAAUGCAACAAUAAGCCCGGAAAGACGGCGUACUCGAUUAUCAACACGGGCGGGCGGACGCGCUGGCUGGGUCACUUUUUUAAGUAAACGGUGAAUCUAAAAGUCAUCACGACUAGCAACUUGCCAGCAAAAACAAUGCAAGUAUACAAUCACAAGCGAUCGAACUCGGAAAAAAAUAGGUACGCACUAAAGUCAAUGGUGCUUCGUGCAGGCUUGCUGUCACGGCUUACAGUCGACUAUAUUUGGUCGCCAGUAAAGCAACAUUGCGUGGCUUCAUAAGCGGCGGUGUAAAAAGGGCCUGUGUUUAUCUAUCCUGCGGUGAGCGCUUCGAGUACUAGUGACUAGGUACAGUAGGUAACCGUCAGGUUCUGUGCUCCAGGUGAGUCGUUGUUGCAAGUGUCGUAGCCUGGUCGACCUGGUGUCAGUCGUCAAACUGGACGUUUACUGGCGCUGUUGUUUUCACGUGCAGCUCCUUAUCGUGCAUUCUGUGUAAAGUCCAGAGAUAACGACUUUUCAGUAGGAGGUUGCCCGGCCUGGAAAAUCGAAGUAUUAUUUCUAUUUGCGUGCAGCGUAUUGCGAGCGUUACCGGUGUUACUGACGCCAGCAGUGGCCCGGGCGGUGGGUCGAUUAAAGUCCACCUAGUUUCCUCCCAGUGCUUCUACCAUUACGAGAGCAGCAGGUAACGUCACGGAUCGACUUUGCAGCUAGCAUUAGUCGCACCAUCGAUUAUCCACCCACGAAGAAAAAUUAGCAUGGCCGCUGAUAUUCGUAAAAAGUCGGUAAAAAGCAAUGAAAAGAAAACCAACAAAAUGGUUAUGUCUGUCUCGGUAGCCAAGAUGCGGUGGCGGAUGCUGGCCAAAGCGCUACACGAAGGACGUGUCUCAGAAGCCGGUCUCUUUAUGGGCUCAGUGCGACGCUUUCAUCAUUUUGGUCUCCUACAGCUUAGUCGUGUGAGUGAAGAUGCCGGUAAUCAGGGGACCAGUUUAGAUUUUGGUGGUCAUGGUCAACAGCAACAACAACAUCAUUGGCAAUCUCACCACAACACACAUUCGGGUCCCGACGAAAAUGAGCUGGACGCAGCCUGGUUCGUAGCUAAAUGCCUCAAAGAGCCGCAGUUCUCGCUUCGCGUACGGUUCCUUCCAUCGCAAGUGUCGAUCAAUGAACUGCGCGGCUACAACAAUACAGGAAAUGUGUGUCUUUGGCCUUCCGAAGAGGUGAUGGCCUAUUAUGCGAUGAAAAACAAGGAGCUUUUCUAUGGCAAAAACGUCCUUGAGCUUGGCGGGGGUAUGACGUGUCUGGCCGGCUUCACGGUCGCAGCCACUGCAAGAGCCUCCGAAGUGCUCCUUACCGAUGGCAAUCAGCGUUGCGUAGCCAACGCACAACUUAUGCUUGAGGCUAACAGAGGCGCGUUUGGUGGGUGCAUCGUGCAUACGCGCCGGCUUCGUUGGGAUGCAGAAAAUGAUAUGAACGAUUUACAGGCCCGUUUCGAUGUCAUAUUGAUUGCUGACUGUCUGUACUUUCACGAUGGUCGAAAGCCGUUGGUCCAUACGAUCUGGAAUCUGCUCAAGGCGGAUGGUAUUGCCGUAGUCUUGGCGCCGGCUCGCGGAGACACUUUUCAGGAUUUUGUACGUCUCGCAACCGAACGCGGUUUUGAAGCCGACCUGUUAAUGGUUUAUGAUACGUGUGUUUGGGAAUUGCAUUCUCGGUACCUCAAGGAAAAGGCGCAUCUGUACGACGCCAACCUGCACUAUCCCCAGAUGCUUAUUCUGCGAAAGACACAAAACUGACAACGGUCUGUUAUUGGUCAAUCAGCAAAGGCGUCAAAGUGAAGGCGACCUAUCUGAUAGAAACAGGAAGUUAUAAAGCCGAUGUCAUAAACGAAAAACAACAUGAGUAAACCGAACUUAGAUUUUCACAUUGUUACAUUGUGUUAACUACAGUGAGACAAGUUAUUUUGACCGUCAGAGAAUGUUUAGAAAGGUUAAAUUUACCUAUCCUCAGAAGCAUUCGACCUCAUCGUGAUCAGGAUUAUCUGCUUAUUCCACUCAACUAUUGGUAACCCCAUCUACAGUUGAACAACUAAAACAACGUCUUUGAUAUAGGCCUAAUUCUAUAUCUAAUACGAGAUACAUUGUUUAAAAGGUUUUUUUUUUCGGGAAAUAUCAAUUAGAACAAAAGUAUUGGAAGAAAAAGUCGAUUGCACCUGCCCAACGGUAGCAAAGCACCAGCUCGAGUGAUGUAUCUGCUGCUUUUAUUGAUGCACCUUCUGGCCUCAUGAUAAAUUAGCUAAUUGAAUGUUCUUCAAAAUGUUUUUUUAUCGUACUUGCUCGAAAAAGCACUCCAUACAACCCGUAUAAAUUGACAACCCUCUUUUGGACUCGUCGUUAGCUGUUGUAGUAUAUUACGAUAGAAUAGAUAUCGUCUCUUUCAGAAUAAGGCAUUUUUCUACUUAAAAGAGUUGAUCAAGAGACAAACGCUAUUUUAGCGAAGCUCCACUUGAGCGAUUCCCGUCCUCACAGAUGAUACAAAUUAGCGUUACUGAUCGUUGAUGACUCGGACAUUGUGCCUAAGCUCAGUCUCCACCGAUAUUACAUAAAAAUUUCGUUGAAUAUUGUAAUGAAUAACUGCCAAACUUUCAGCUGGUAACUGUAGAUGAACGAAAUGAGCGGCAAUUUUAAAACGGUUAUUACUUUAGGCGUUAGCUAACGUCGCGAUUUCGGCGUUACUCCUAACGCAGCCCGAUUUCGUCACUGCGGAAACCUUUAUAGUUUGUAGCUUUUGAGCAUAUUCCGCCCCAUAAAUAGCGCAUGUUGUCCGGAAAAGUAAGAAUAUAAUCAUAGAUCUAGUAUUUAGGCAGUACCCGAUAUAAGAUUCGUAACAUUUACUUAUGCACGUAUUUAUGACAGGCCAAAACAGUCUAAAUUACGAUGACGAUAGUGAUGACGCUGACGAGAAAACGGUUCUAGCCAUGUUCCUUAUACACGUAAUAUACUUUUUCUUCUUCUUUAAAGUGCCCUGAGGGUGAAUGGUUGGCAUGCUAAGCAAUGUAGCGGUACAUUUGAACAGCGAUAAAAAAAAGUGGUCUUCUAUAAAAUGGCAGAAGAUGAGAAGUAGAAAAAAUGGUUGAUGAUCUUGACGAUAUCAAGAUCCGAUCCAGGCUGGACGUUGAUUGUUUCGUAGUUGGAUUGACCGAUUUCAAUGUGUGAGUGGGUAAGUGUUCAAGAGCUAUAUAUCGUUCGCCGAUGAUCUGAGGUUUGUGAGGUAAACGAGAUAUUAAAGCUAAGUGGAUUAAUGAGAAGACACUGGGAACACAGCUGUUGUGAUAUGGCCCAUUCUUGCGGCUUAAAUCGUGUGAAGGAAAUGGGAAAAGUUCCGUAAGUCAAUCGAACGUAGAAGUUUCAAACUAUGUGAUUGGUUAGCCGAAUGAUCCAUAAAGUCAAGAUGAUACGAUGCGAAGAUAGGUCCGAUUGAUUUGCAAACAAAAAAAAAUUGCUUGCAUAUGGUUUCUAAAUGUUACCCGCAUUGACUACGAUCAUAACCACUUUCUGGUUAUUAAACCUAUUAUGAUGAAAACAAUAAUAAUUAUAGUGCUAAUAAUCACAAUUAUAAUUAGUAAAUACUAUAAACGGUUAGGAGAAGAAAAAUAUGACAAUUUAUUUAAUCACUAUUACACUGUGGAAUAUAAACGGGAAUACACUAUGGAAGAUAGAGAGAAAAGACUAGGACCCUGUAAAAGCAACAAUAACUCCAUAGAACAUCGAGAUACUUUCAGGACAUGCGGUGGGGUUAAAAUGAUCGGUACAGCUCAUACAAACGAAUGAAAGCAAAUAGGACAUUAUUAGAUCGAGCAGGGGAACUAUCCGUCAUCCUUAACUGAGUUGAAUAGUUUGAGAAUUAACCUACUCAAGUUGUGCCACUUUGUAAUUUUUUUUAUUAUCGCAAUUACAUAUUUGUCCAUUAGUAGUGAUUGUGUCUCUAUCAGCCACGAGAAAAGAUGAUGCGAAAUGACAUUUUUCACCAUUAGAUGUCAAAUAAGUAAAUUUGUUUUUAUGGACACCUACGGAGCGAUGAGUGAAGUAAUUUGACUAUAUACGUAUAUAUGGUUGGAUAAGUACAUGAAAAUUUUAAGAAGAUGCUACCUUCCGUUUUGGCGUAUUUAUUCUGCUUAGUCUUUAAAUAAAUCAAGGUUCCUUUUUAUUCAGUAAACAAAGACUAUCCAUGCCCUGCGCCUUAAAUGGUAAAGCCUUUCGAACGGUGAUCCAUCAAAUCUAUCUGGCGCAUUUUUUAAACAGAUUAUACUCUGAUUAAUCAGGCUAUCAUCGCAAUCCGGUCGCUUGCUGGAAGCAUAUGGAUAAUUUUGUUAGAUAUUUUAAAACUGGCCUUCGUGAAUACCUUAUUCAUUCGAAUACGCACGGUGAGCUUUGUUCUCACAGCAGAACCCCUGCUAUCGGAACGAAACCUUUCGUCGCCUGCAGCUUUCAUAUUCAAAAGUUGUUCCAUUGGAUUUUUCCUAAAUCUUUCACUCGCUCCAUUCUCUUUCAUUUUAACCACUCAAGAGUUUGAGUUCUCAAGUAAUAAAAGAAUGUGACCCGCGUGUGUUUCUUUGUGUGCCUGUCACAUGAACAUUUUUCCCUACGUACCGAACCCAUCGUGCAUCGAAGCAUGUGACGAAAAUUAUGGAAUAAGGGGAGAUGAGCUACCGGCCACAUUUUUCCUGUGCAACGAUUGAAGUAGAACUUAUCCUGUAAAAUUUGCGUCAUGGUAACAACUAUGACACGGGCUCGAGGAAAUCGUUGAUGAACAUACGGCACUGGAUACACACAUAAAAAACAAAUGCCGUGGAGCGAGUAGUCGCGCAGGGUGUGGUCAAUGACGGUUUUUUUAAAGUGCGUAUGUGUAAAUGACAUGGUCCACCCAAGUGACUAUUUAUAAUGGAAAAGAGUAACGGGAAUAGAGAAAAAACAGAAUUCGCCGGUGAUCCACAAGCUAUCUCUUGGCAAACGAUGGAAAAGAUACUAAUAAUAAUGAUACUAAUGCUAAGAAUAGA